This is a messenger RNA of Cornus florida, 2558 nucleotides long. RefSeq names its product filament-like plant protein. Lineage: Eukaryota; Viridiplantae; Streptophyta; Magnoliopsida; Cornales; Cornaceae. The coding region runs from base 389 to 2392 and encodes 667 amino acids. The record is from RefSeq and is a predicted model, not a curated record. The transcript has 5 exons.
GGGUACUCUGAAAAAGGGUCUCUCAUUCUUCACUUCCAAAAAACUUCACAUUCAUUAUUUAUCUUAAUUUUACUGACAUUCUACAGAUCUUCCCAGAGGGGUUGUUUUACAAUUCUUAUUUUAACUAGUUUUUUGUAUUCUACAAUCUGAAAUCUGAACCCAACCCAUCUUUUUUUUUGUUUUGAUAUUGAUGUGUAAGAUCCUAUGCUUUCACAUUUAUUUCUUGUUCCCACUUCCCAUCUGAUCUCUGGGUUUGUUUCUGGUGUCCAGUCAAAGGUAUAUUGAAUAUUGAUUUGGGUUUUUCUCUCUCUCACAAUAGAUUGAAAAUUUAGGAAAGAUAGACACUCAGCAAUAAGGUGCUAGUGGAAGUUGGUUUUUGGCCAUUGAGAUGGAAAAAAGGAAAUGGUUGUGGAAGAGGAAGUCUUCCGAGAAGAGCCCUGGUGAAACCGAAAGUUCAGAAUCGUUCUCUUCGCAAUCUGAAAGGAACUCUGAUGAUCAGGAGGUGAUGAAGACAUCUCCAAAUCAUAACACUCAAUCACCAGAAGUGACAUCCAAAGCUGCAGUCACCGGUGAAGAUGUUAAUGAUAGCGUUAAGAGUCUGACAGAGAAGUUAUCGGCUGCUCUUGUGAAUGUUAGUGCCAAAGAUGAGUUGGUUCAGCAGCAUGCCAAAGUUGCUGAAGAAGCUGUUGCAGGAUGGGAAAAGGCUGAAAAUGAAAUGGCAUUUUUAAAGCAACAACUUGAGGCAGAAGAACAGAAGAACUUAGCACUGGAAGACCGAGUGGGCCAUCUUGAUGGAGCUCUCAAGGAAUGUGUCAGGCAGCUAAGGCAAGCAAAAGAGGAGCAAGAGCAAAGGAUUAAUGAAGCUGUGGCGGAGAAAACUCGUGAAUGGGAAUCCACCAAAUUAGAGCUCGAGAGCCAGCUCAUUGAGUUCCAAACUCGAGCAGAAUCUUCAGGAUCUCUUGAUCUUGAUCUUCCCCACAAACUUGAAUCAUUAGAAAAAGAUAACUCGGCCCUUAAACUUGAGCUCCUUUCUCGAUCUGAGGAGUUGGAACUUACCAACAUCGAAAGGGACUUGAGCAUCCAAGCAGCGGAAACAGCAAGCAAGCAGCAUUUAGAGAGCAUAAAAAAGGUGGCCAAGCUUGAGGCUGAGUGCCAAAGGCUGCAAGCAAUGGCUCGCAAGUCUUUCACAGCAAAUAAUCAUAAAUCCAUUGCUGCUUCCUCAAUCUAUGUUGAAUCGCUCACAGCUAGUCAAUCAAACAAUGGCGAACGGCUAAAUGCAGUAGAGAGAGAUGCUCGGAAAAUAAAUUGUAGAAUAGAACCAAAUGAGAGUGAAGAAAGCUGCUCCGAUUCAUGGGCAUCAGCUCUAAUUGCCGAGCUUGAUCAAUUCAAGAACGGAAUAGUCAAAAACAAAAAUCUUGCAGCCUGCUCUGUUGAUAUUGAUAUCAUGGAUGAUUUUCUGGAAAUGGAGCGACUUGCUGCUUUGCCUGACAUUGGGAGUAAAAGUCGUCGCUUUCAAUCAGAAGCUGUUGCCAAUCAAUCUGCUAAUGAAGAAAACCCAUUGAGAUCUGAGCUGGAUGCCAUGAAUGGUCGGAUGGCAGAAUUGGAGGGGAAAUUAGAGAAGAUAGAAGCAGAAAAAGCUGAGCUGCAGAAUGCUUUAACCGCAAGCCAAGAUUCUCUCAAGGCAUCACAGUUUCUGCUGACACAGGCUGAAAUGAGAUUGGAGGAGCUGCAAAGGGAGCUAAGUGUGGUGAAUGAAUCAAAGGAGUUGCUUGAGUUUCAACUCAUUGGUAUGGAAGUGGAAACACGGACCUUAUCUGCAAAGGUUGAAUCACUAAAAGUGGAGGUUGAGAAGGAGCGGAGUUUGUCAGCAGAAAUGGCAGUCAAGUGUCGGGGAUUGGAGGAUGAGCUGAUGAGAAAAUCCCAGAAAAUUGAGCUUCAGCAAGCUGCAAAUUCAAAUGGCGAAUUGAAAAUGAAGCAGGAAGAAGACCUAGCUGUAGCAGCUGGAAAACUUGCAGAGUGCCAGAAAACGAUAGCAUCUCUCGGAAGGCAGCUCAAAUCUCUAGCAACACUGGAAGACUUCCUCAUUGACACUGAGAACUUGCCAGGGCUCUCUGGAGGAGGAUCAUUGAUUCCUAAAGAUGGUGGAGAACUGUGGAAGUUGCAUUCUAACAACACAUUUACAUCCAAGAGUGAUUUAGACCCCCCAAAAGUGCUCAAGGAGAAUGCUGGUCCUUUAGUGAAUGGUAACAACGAGGAAUCGCCAGCUUCAUCAUCAUCAACUUCAUCUUCCGCGUCAUCAAAUCAUGUCAGCUCUGCCAAGAGUCGAAAUGGCUUUGUAAAGUUGUUCUCGCGAAGUAAGAGUGGUAUUCAACUGGAAAACCAGCAAGGAUGAACAAUAGAGGGUAUGGAUAAACAAUCAAAAAAAAUUGUAGUUGUAGGCCAUGGGAUUUUAUUGUUUUCUCAUUGUGACUGCUGAUUAAAUUCUGUUUAAUUGGCAAUUAAUGUACUUGGAUGUGGUUUGUAAAUUUUGAAAUCUCAAAGAGGGUUUUAGACUGCUA